CUCACUUCCACCACCUGCACACCGACACAACCCUCUUCUCGUUACCCGAAAACGUCGUACCUAUCCCUCCGCGAGUGACGCCAUUGUGAAUGAACAUGGAGGAGAGGAAGGAAGAGCCGAAGAAGAAGGAAGCGGCGCAAGGGAGGGAGGCGGAGGUGGUGGAAGAAACAUUACAAGGCAACAAGAAGAUGAGGCGAGGCGCCUGCGGCUGGCUGCGGGAGCGCAAGGUGAGGGAUCUCGUCCGCGACAAGCGCCGCCUCGUCGAGGUCCCCUACACCGCCACCCUCGCUCAUACCGUCAACGCCCUCGUCGCCAACCGCGUCUCCGCGGUGCCGGUCGCCGCCCCGCCCGGCCAGUGGAUCGGCGCCGGCGGGUCCAUGAUCCUGGAGUCCGACCGGGCCACCGGCGCCGUCCGAAAGCACUACAUCGGCAUGGUCACCAUGCUCGACUUGCUCGCCCACAUCGCCGAGGAGGGCGACCAGAAUCACGGCGCUGGCGACGAGUCGUCCGCCGGCCCGGAGAGGGAUCUCGAGAGGCGAAUGUCGGUCCCGGUCUCCUCGAUCAUCGGGCACUCGCUCGAGGGGCUAAGCUUGUGGACUUUGAACCCCGCCACCAGCAUACUAGAUUGCAUGGAAACAUUCAGCAAGGGGGUCCAUCGAGCUUUGAUUCCUCUUGAAAGCCAAACCAAUCAUGCAAUUGCAGUGGAGCUGGCGGAGGCAUCACCUGGCUACAGAAUGCUCACACAAAUGGACGUUAUAAGUUUCCUAAGGGAGCAAAACCAAGAACUGAAGGGUGUCUUAUCACACAGUGUCCUGGAGCUUGGAGCAAUCAGUGAAGUUAUCUUUUCUGUAAGCAAGCAUACAAAAGUGAUGGACACCAUCAGAUCCAUGAGAGCGGCCGGCUUAGGUGCUGUUCCUGUUGUCGAAGCUCCCUCAGAUGAUCAAAUCCUACAAGAUGGAAAAGGAAAGAGGCUGAUAGAGACAUUCUCAGCAACAGAUUUGAGGGGUUGCCCCGUCGUUCUACUGCAGUCAUGGCUGUCGUUGAGCGUCACGGAAUUCAAAGAAAGGCUAUCGAUGAGGGGCAGCAACGCAAGCAUCGCACCACCCAUGGCUGGAGAUGAUCCCAGCCCUGAAACAAGAAGACUCAUCACAUGCUCCCCGGAGACGAGCCUGUCGGAUGUCAUCGAGUCGGCGGUGUCGAACCAUGUUCACAGACUGUGGGUCGUCGACGGUGAGGGGCUACUCCAGGGGGUCGUCUCCCUCACCGACAUGGUGCGGGUGGUGAGGGACGCCGUUCUGCGAGCUGAACAGGAGCUGGAAGGCGUCGUUCAGCAUGGCUAACUCGAUCUCAAAGAUUGUUUCUUUGUGUUAGGGUGAUGAGAUUCAGAGUCAUGCAAUCCCAAGUGUGUUCAUAGAAAACUGGACAUCAGGCUGCCUUGCUGUUCAGUUUAGCCUCUCUCUCUACAUAU
Musa acuminata subsp. malaccensis (wild Malaysian banana) is the source of this 1468-nucleotide messenger RNA. Its product is annotated as SNF1-related protein kinase regulatory subunit gamma-like PV42a. The record is from RefSeq and is a predicted model, not a curated record. NCBI's taxonomy places the organism in Eukaryota, Viridiplantae, Streptophyta, Magnoliopsida, Zingiberales, Musaceae. Gene Ontology annotation, cellular component: cytoplasm; nucleus.